AUGGAUAUGAAACAAACGAUUUCUACACAAAUGGAAAGUUACUUGGAUAAAUAUAAUGAAACUAAAGAGAUUGAAUCACCAUGUCAAGAAGUAAAACAACCAAAUAUAAUCAAUGAAGUAAAUGAUUUAACAACUAUUAAAUGUAUACAUUCAAGUUUACAAGAUGAAUUAAACUUAACAUUUUUCAAUCAAAAUCAGUCAUUAAAAAUAAAUCAUAAACAUAUUAAAGCGCCUAAAUUAAAUUAUAAUCACCGAGUGAAAAAUAAACAUUUAAAAAAUCAAUAUUCUAAUCAUGAAAUGAAUCGAAUUUCAAAUGAAUUAUCUUCUACAUCAUUAUCACCUUUACCAAAUGAAUAUAAUUCAUCUUUAUUAACACAAAUUAAACGUCAAUUUAGACAAUUUUGUGAAACAACUUCAUUACGUGGUGUUCCAAGAAUUGUUAGUACAAAAGAUUCAAAACGUCGAUUUUUAUGGCUUAUCUUUGUAAUUUCAUUUUUUAUUGGUUGUAUCACAUGUUUAACAUUUAUUAUUAGUCAAUAUUUAGAAUUUGAUGUAAUUCAUCAACCUAAAAAAUUAUAUGAUCAACCACGUCCAUUUCCAUCUGUAACAUUAUGUAAUCUACGUCCAUUUUCUACACGUGAUAUAAGAAAAUUAAAAAAAGCUGGAGUGUUACCAGUAGAUAUGUAUUUUGAAAUGUUAAAACGUUUUAUGAUCAGUGUACCAAUGGAAUACCGACGUUAUUUAACUAUGCUAUGGGAUUUUUCUACCUAUUUAGCUAAUCUACCUGAUUUAGUUGAUGCAAAUAAUUUAGGUCAUACAUUAGAAGAUAUAGUGAAACGUUGUUUUAUUUUAUAUAAAACAGGUAGUGUAACAAGAGGUACAGCCUGUGAAAAAUCAGGUUAUUGGACUAAAACACAAGAUCGUGUAUUUCAUAACUGUUAUACAUAUACAAUUAAUCCAAAUAAAACAAACACAGCAUUAAACAUGGAACUUGUGGUUUAUUUGGAUAAUUUAAUUGAACAAACUGAUUGCUUUGAUUGUCAAGAAAGAGUCAUGGCAAGUCAGUUAACUGGUGCAAGACUGCUCUUACACCCUGGUGCUUCUUAUCCUCGUGUAGCUGAAGAAGGUGUAAAUUUAAUGCCAGGGACAAUGACUGAUAUACGAUUUACAGUAUAUGAAUGGUCUAUGAUGGAACCACCUCAUGGUAGAUGCAGUAAAAAUACACCACAGUUUAUAUCAUUUAAUAAUGUUAACUAUACUUUUAGCGAAGAAGCAUGUCAUGCACAUAUGGUGCAAGAAAAAGUCGCUUCAAAUUGUCAAUGUUUAACUCAACAUUUACCAAUUCCAACGCAUUUACUUGGAAAAGAUUUAAGAAAAUGUCAAGCAUUCAAACUUCCAGCAACUUAUCAAAUGUUAGAUAACUUUAACGAAUCCAAACAGUUAUAUUUUAAUGAUGAAGCAGUUUCCACUUAUGCUCGAUUUGCAGAGUGUGCAGAAAAAACUGGAACAGCUAUGGAUAGUUAUCAAAUAGGCUGUAGACCAGCCUGUGUUCGAUACACAUACAAACCGAGCAUAACAGCUGCUCAAUGGCCAACCAAAACAUUUCUAACAUGGUUUGUUACAAAAUUUAUAAAAGAAAUGGAAGCAUCCGGUUAUUCACGUUUAAAAUCAACAAAUAAUGAAACAUUAACUAUAUUUAAUGAACGUAUGGAAGAAAUUCGUACACCAUUACAACCUUAUGAAAUAAUUUCUAAUUUAACUAAACAAGGUCAUUUACAAGAAGCAAUUAAAAUGCUUAUGAAUACACAAAUAUUUGAACAAAAUUUUUUAUCUAUUAUAAUAUCACGACCAAAUUUUGAUUUAGAACGUGUUGAAGAAAAAGCUGUUGUAUCAUUAACUUCAUUAUUUAGUCAAAUUGGUGGUUUAUUAAGUAUAUGGAUUGGAUUAACAUUUGUAUGUAUUGUUGAAUUAGUUGAAUUAGGUUUAAAUGUAGCUGAUGCUGUAAUUCAUUAUAAAAAAUUAAAAUCAUAA
Molecule: messenger RNA, 2031 nt
Organism: Schistosoma curassoni
Lineage: Eukaryota; Metazoa; Platyhelminthes; Trematoda; Strigeidida; Schistosomatidae
Source: the annotation of a GenBank genome assembly